AUGAGUGGAGCAGGGAAGGUAGUGUGUGUGACUGGUGCGUCCGGUUAUAUAGCUUCAUGGCUUGUGAAGCUCUUGCUUCAACGUGGGUACACAGUCAAAGCCACUGUCAGGGAUACAAGAGCUCAAACAUUUCCCAAUUCAUUCUAUAGAUUUGUUGAUAUUAGAGUUGUUGCAAAUGCACAUAUUCAAGCACUUGAAAUUCCUUCAGCCACAGGCAGAUAUUGUUUAGAUGAAACCGUUAUACACUGUUCUGAGGUUAUGAAGCUUUUGCAUAAACUGUACCCCACUUUGUGCCAUCCAGAAAUAUGUGAUGACAAGCCUUCCAUAGCAGGAUACCAGGUAUCCAAGGAGAAAGAAAAAAGUUUGGGUAUCAACUUCAUUCCUUUGGAGGUGACCCUUAAGGACACUGUUGAAUGCUUGAAGCAGAAGGGCUUCCUCAGUUUCUGA
Corylus avellana is the source of this 447-nucleotide messenger RNA. The record is from RefSeq and is a predicted model, not a curated record. NCBI's taxonomy places the organism in Eukaryota, Viridiplantae, Streptophyta, Magnoliopsida, Fagales, Betulaceae.